Molecule: messenger RNA, 2873 nt
Organism: Dufourea novaeangliae
Lineage: Eukaryota; Metazoa; Arthropoda; Insecta; Hymenoptera; Halictidae
Gene: gammaCOP
Product: coatomer subunit gamma
Exons: 6
Coding region: 64-2694 (876 amino acids)
Biological process (GO): intra-Golgi vesicle-mediated transport; organelle transport along microtubule; intracellular protein transport
Cellular component (GO): endoplasmic reticulum-Golgi intermediate compartment; COPI vesicle coat; endoplasmic reticulum
Molecular function (GO): structural molecule activity
Source: RefSeq, a predicted model, not a curated record
UAUGCGAAAGAGUUGAGGUGACGUGUACGGUAUUUUACAGUUUUCUGACAGUGGUUUUGCAAAAUGAAUGCAUUUAAACGUGACAAAAAGGAGGAGGAAGAUGGUGGGGGAAAUCCUUUCCAAAAUCUGGAAAAGACCACCGUACUGCAGGAAGCACGCACAUUUAAUGAUACUCCAGUCAAUCCAAGAAAAUGUGCACACAUUCUCACAAAGAUACUGUACUUGUUGAAUCAAGGGGAACAGUUGGGAACAAUGGAGGCCACUGAAGCAUUCUUUGCCAUGACCAAGUUAUUCCAAUCCAGAGAUGUUGUUCUACGACGCUUGGUGUACCUAGGUAUCAAAGAAUUAAGUUCCCUGGCAGAGGAUGUGAUCAUAGUAACAUCAAGUCUGACAAAAGAUAUGACUGGGAAAGAAGAUUUGUACAGAGCUGCAGCCAUAAGAGCAUUAUGUACAAUCACCGAUGGUGGAAUGUUAGCUGCCAUUGAACGUUAUAUGAAGCAAGCUAUUGUAGACCGUUCUCCAGCAGUUUCUAGUGCAGCCUUAGUUUCUUCUUUACAUCUGACCAAUGUUUCUGGAGAUGUUGCACGCAGAUGGGCAAACGAGGCCCAAGAAGCAUUAAAUUCCAAUAAUGUAAUGGUUCAGUAUCAUGCUCUAGGUGUUUUGUAUCAAGCUCGUAAGUCAGACAAACAUGCUGUAAUAAAGCUAGUUGCAAAACUUACGAAAACCAGUCCAAAAAGUCCAUAUGCUGCUUGCAUGCUAAUCAGAAUAGCUUGCAAAUUACUGGAGGACGUUGGUGAAGCAAUGGGAUUAUUGAGCUUCAUUGAAUCUUGUUUGCGUCAAAAGUCGGAAAUGGUGGUGUACGAGGCUGCGCAUGCAUUAGUAAACCUUGGAAGAAGCGGAGCCAGGGAAAUAGGCCCUGCUAUUAGCGUCUUGCAACUGUUCUGCGUAUCACCAAAACCAGCUUUAAGAUUUGCCGCGGUUAGAACUUUGAAUAAAGUCGCAAUGACUCACCCAGCGGCAGUUACCGCUUGUAACUUAGAUUUAGAAAAUUUAAUCACAGAUUCGAAUAGGUCGAUUGCCACAUUAGCGAUCACUACUCUUUUAAAGACCGGUGCAGAAAGUUCGGUGGAUCGAUUAAUGAAGCAAAUUGCUACUUUCGUAUCUGAAAUUUCUGAUGAAUUUAAGGUCGUGGUUGUCCAAGCUAUAAGGGCUUUGUGCCAGAAGUUCCCUCGCAAGCACGCAGUUCUGAUGAACUUCCUUUCUGCUAUGCUAAGGGACGAAGGAGGCCUCGAAUACAAAGCAGCGAUUGCGGACACGAUAAUCGCCGUGAUGGAAGGAAACGCUGAGGCGAAGGAGGCAGGUCUGGCUCAUCUAUGCGAGUUUAUAGAGGACUGCGAGCACAUUUCCCUCGCUGUUCGCAUCUUACAUUUGCUAGGGCAAGAGGGCCCGACUUCCAAGCAACCGUCCAGAUACAUUCGUUUCAUUUAUAAUCGUGUGAUUCUGGAAAGUGCCAGCGUACGUGCUGCGGCAGUUACCGCGUUGGCUCGUUUUGCAGCAGCAUGUCCACCGUUGCUGCCCAAUGUGUUGGUUCUAUUGUCUCGUUGUCAAUUGGACUCCGACGAUGAAGUUCGUGAUCGUGCUGCUUACUAUUGCGCCAUUCUCCAACAGCAGAACGACCCAACCAUUCUUCCCCUAGUACAACCCCCUCUGUUAUCCGUGCCUAGUUUAGAAAGAUCUUUGAAGAAUUACAUGCGAACACCUAUGGACGAUCCAUUUGACAUUUCCCAGGUUCCACCAGCACAGACUACGGAAGAACCACCGCAAAUAGAAGUCCACGCGACUGUGAAACAACAACAACCUCGUUUGACGAGAGAGGAAAGCUUCAUGGAAAAGUUGUCACAGAUACCGCAGUUGGCGAUGGCCAUUCAUAAUUCUACGCUGCUUAAGUCUUCGCCUGUCUUUGAACUAACGGAAUCGGAGACAGAAUACAACGUGAAAUGUAUCAAGCAUACAUUCACGGAAGUCCUUAUUCUGCAAUUCGAUUGCAUAAAUACACUUACUGAUCAAUUGCUGGAAGAUGUAACAGUAGCUGUUGAACCGCCGGAGGAUUAUGUAAUCAUCUGCGAGGUCCCCUGUGCACGUCUACCAUAUAACGAACCGGGAACUACGUAUACAGUAUUAAAAUAUCCAGAAGAUGUUCAGGCUAGUGUCGCCACUAUUCCGACAACUCUGCGGUUCAUGGCUCGAGAUUGUGACCCUGCAACAGGCGUUCCGGAUGCUGAACAAGGAUACAAGGACGAAUAUAUGCUGGAAGAUUUAGAAGUGACUCUAGCUGAUCAAGUUCGAGGACUUGGAAACAGGGAAUUAGAUUUCAAUGCUGCGUGGGCAGCAGGGGCAGCAAAGGGAUUUACUAAGUUUGAAGAGACUUUUAUUUUAGGUACUUCUGUAAAUACCUUGGAAGGCGCGAUCCAAAGUAUCACGGGAUUCUUGGGCUUAGAAGUUGUAGAACGAACGAAUCGAGUUCAAGCGGGUGCUGCAGCCCAUAAUUUGUUAUUAAGCGGCGUUUUUAGAGGUGGAAAACAAAUUCUUGCUCGUGCAAGAUUAGCAUUGUCCGGCACUCAAGUAACGAUGCAACUUUCUGUGUUGUGUCCAGACUCGGAUGUUGCUGAAUUAAUAAUUUGUUCUGUAGGAUAACUCAACACCUAAUCGUGUCAUUGAAUCAACUGUACACAUAUGCAUGUACCGAAGGAUUUCUUCUAUAAAAGUCGAUAAUCUAUGCCAGAAGCUCCAUAUUUUUAGUAUUAUAAAAGUAAUGUUGUGGUGAAACAAAUGAUCACGAAACCCGGGGCCGCUGAGUCUCUAUUUCUAUGUAA